This is a messenger RNA of Ixodes scapularis (black-legged tick), 1889 nucleotides long. RefSeq names its product prolactin-releasing peptide receptor. Gene Ontology annotation, biological process: neuropeptide signaling pathway. Lineage: Eukaryota; Metazoa; Arthropoda; Arachnida; Ixodida; Ixodidae. The record is from RefSeq and is a predicted model, not a curated record. The coding region runs from base 323 to 1594 and encodes 423 amino acids. Gene Ontology annotation, molecular function: neuropeptide receptor activity. The transcript is spliced from 2 exons. Gene Ontology annotation, cellular component: membrane.
AACAGGGUCUCCGCUCGGAAUCCGCCCGCCCGCACGCGGUAGCAUCGUUCCAGGCAGGAGCCCGCGAUAGAGGCGCGAGAGCAACCAGAGACGCCCAUCUUCUCCCCAUCCCCCAUCUCCGCGCUCUCCCCGCCUCAUCCAACGCGCAUGCGCACAAGGCACGCUUCAAUCGAUCCCCGGCGAAAGACACACUCGGGCGAGCGGCCGCCGUGAAGCUACCGUCGUGGGACCACGCCGACCGACUGCUCUGUCGUCGAGGUGGAAAGACGCCGGUAACCAUCCGUCGUUUACCCUGGACGCGUCCCCGUAGCUGGGAAGAGCCAUGGCCAACCGAAGUGGCGGUGGCUCGGGCGACCUUAACAUCCACCGGAUCCCAGACAAGUACCUCGGUUACAUCAUGCACUUCAUGCUCAAGUUCAGCAACGACACGUCGGAGUUCAACAAGCCCCAACUGCGGAAAACGUUCCGCUCUUCGUACCCCCUUUUCUUGGUCCUGUACGGCUCCCUCUUCGUGUCGUCCCUCAUCGCCAACGUCUGGAUGGUGCUACACUUCUACCGGGAAAAGCGUCCCAGGGAAUCCCUGUGCGCAUACCUUUUCGCCAACGCCCUCAACGAUAUCUUCAAGCUGCUCGUGGUAAUGCCCAUCUCGCUGGUGACCCUAUUCCUCCACAACUGGGUGCUCGGAAGCUUCCUCUGCUUCGCGUCACCCAUCGUCCAAGACUUCCCUUUCUACCUGACCCUCCUGACGCUCGUGGCUAUCGCCUGCGACCGCUAUCGGUACGCCAUGAACCCGCUCAAGCGACGGAUACCGCCGCUCCUGUGCCUGGCGGGAGUGUGCCUGGUGGCGGGCAUCCUCACCCUCCCGUACGCCGCGUACACCAAGUUCAUCGACCUGGAGCAGUACCUGGGACACCAGUUCGAAGGGACGGGCAUCUGCGCCAUCAACCUGACGGACAACAUCGAGGAGUACAUCCGCGGUCUGUUCAUCGUCCUGUACGCGCUGCCCGUGGCGCUGGUUCUUUAUCUGCACGUCAAGGUUUCGGUCGAGAUCAAGACGCAGACGUCCGAGUCCCUCGCGCUGAGUGCGACUAACCGGCGCGAAAGCAAUGGCGAAGAAGCAUCCGUCUGUUCGGUGGCAUCGUCCAUGGUCCCGGAGUCGGUACACAGCACUCGCUCGGCCACCGUCUUCCCGGUUGCCACCAGGGAAACGGCCCGCAGCAAGUCUUCGAGGGCGUCGUCCACAGUCUGCAAAGAAUCGCCAGAGGACGCCGUUGACUGGUCCAAAGAGCGGCGCACGCAGAACACAGUCCUAAUGAUGGUCACUGUGUAUGCCGUCUGCCUUCUGCCCCUUAACAUCCUGCGUCUCAUCGUCCACGUCGUGCAUGAGGGCCCGGAGCAGAGCGUGCACUUUGACCUGUCCUUUGCCUUCGCCGUGCUCAUCGCCUUUCUGCCGACCCUGGCCACGCCUUACUUGUUUCGGGUAUGGUACCUCAGCACGCGGCCGGCCGUGGACGCCUGCCAGUACCGCAAGCUGCGCCGCACAUCUGGAACGUCCAGUGUGGGAAACAAGCAUCGGAACAAUUCUAGGGCCUGAGUUCUGCUCUUGAAACCAGCCUUCGACGCAAAGUACCGUGUGCUUCUUCGAGCCCGGCGGUUCGAAAACCUCCACCAAGAGACGUUGAUGGAAGUGUAAACACCCUCGUCUGUCGAGGCUCGUGUUACGAGUCUCAAAUUUCUGGCCGUGCACGACGACAGUCCGAUGUGUUUUUUUUAUUGAUCGUAAGAUGAACGUUCUCUGAGUGCUCAAUUUAAAAUUUUACAGCACGAAUUGCCGACACUAAAGCUGGUCUUUUUUGUUUGAGUGUUUAUAAAACUUGCCGUGAAAACCA